AUGCGAGUCCGAGUGAAUGGUCUCCAACCACUCAUCAAAACUUCCAUUGUGGAAUAUAGGAAUGGAGAAGAAAUUGAGGCUGAGUUAGUCUAUGAAAGAUUGAAGAAGCACUGUAAGAUUUGUCAUCGCCUUGACCAUGAUGACAAGGAGUGCCCUACUACAAGAGCUUCGGUCCCUUCGCGUCCAUCUUCAGCUGCCCAGAAAAGAAGGAAUGAUCUCCCCUCUAAAAGAUCUGAUGUCGUUUCUCGUCCUCCUAGAAGAGAUGACCCCUCUGCUAGACCUAGGUUGGACUACUCUUCAAGAAGAAAGGAAGCUUACCACACUACUGGUAGAGAGCAUUCCCAUUACUCAGACAGGAACCUCAGAGGCUCCUCAUACCAUAGGAGGUCUCCUUCUCCUAGGCACCGGUCCUCUUACCACCACAGUUCUCGGGGCUCCCCUCCAAGGGGCAGAAGCCCUUACGAUCAUCGGGACUCGCGAUCUAGAUACUCCUCUAGAUCUCCCCAGAACAGGUGUAGACGAGAUGUUUCCCCAAAUCUUGUUGAGAAUUCUGACUGCCGUAGAGAGGCAGGGACUUCAUCUCGUGUUGAAAUUCAAGAGGAAGAAGUUAACUCAGAAACUCGUAGGCGCCCUAACUCAACUCAAGUCCCUGAUGCAGCUUUGGAGGUUGCAAUGGGAGAACUGCGUGAGGUUAUGGUUCAGUAUGCUAGCUGUGCCGAUCCAGGAGAAAGUGCAGCUAGAAAGGAAAGAAUCCGUCUCGCUGAGGCAGAAGGACAGUUUGAAGAGACUGCAGAACAGAUGGUUAGAGCCAGUUUGAAUCUGCCCUCAGCUGAAAAUCGUAAGCAAACCUCCCCUGACUUGUCUAGCAGUCAUGAGAGAAUCCCAGCUGCGUUGAGGCUUGGCCCUUUGAAUGCUCCUCCUCCUCUCCCUCCAAAACCCAAGAAGCGCAGCACUGCAAAGAGGAAGCCAGGAAGACCACCAGGACGUCCUACAGGUGCUUCUCAAGGCAGAGACUGUUAA
Arabidopsis lyrata subsp. lyrata is the source of this 1020-nucleotide messenger RNA. RefSeq names its product serine/arginine repetitive matrix protein 1-like. The transcript has 2 exons. The record is from RefSeq and is a predicted model, not a curated record. NCBI's taxonomy places the organism in Eukaryota, Viridiplantae, Streptophyta, Magnoliopsida, Brassicales, Brassicaceae. The coding region runs from base 1 to 1020 and encodes 339 amino acids.